AGACAGUAUUUUGUAAACUGCACUCACAACCCCAAGUCUACACUCUAAAGUAACCAUGGUAACCGAAGUCCCACAGUAACCAUGGUGAACAUCACGAGGACCCUGGAGCAGCAGCGCCCUGGCGGGAGAGAUCAGAUGGUGUGCAGUAAAACACAUGAGGACCGUCACGUGAUCUACACUAAACCACCCACCAACAGAAUACCUCUCAGAUCACGAGGGAGGAACCCUGACCAGCGAUCUAACACAGUGCAUACCCAGACACCAACUAACGAGUUAUCCUACGAGUUUGAUCGUGCGUUCCACAACUUCAAGGAGAAUGUGAGGCGGACAGUGCCUACCAUGCAGACAGCUCAACAGAGACAACACCUCCGAGUCUACCUUCCCACCAUCAUAGACACCAAACCUAAAAUCCGAAGAUCCCGAUCAAGAGCGGACCCAACACUAACAAAGAUGUUAUCAUGCGCACAACGUGGACCACCUAACCCUUUAAGACCUCCCUGCACGUGCAACCACCGCGCAGCUUCACGUGCAGAACCCAAACAACCAGACGACGAAAUCAUCAAAACCAAACCAGUAUCAGUAUCGCGAGAAUAUAACAUGACACCACGUGACAAUACCACGCGAUCAGAUCAAUACGACAACCACAUAACUCCAGUUCUAGCAGUGGCAAUACGUCGUAAUCCCCAGGACAAGGACCCAAUAGUGCAGUUUAACGGGGUGGCGGGACAUGACCACACCAGGAUAUCCUUCACUCCUUUUGUACGUCACAUCAGCACCCAGACAUCCAAGUCUUAUGUCCAUGUUGAGUUUGAGAUCCCGGAUGAAAUAUGAAAGGUCGCGUUUCGAAAUGAGUUAUCAAAAUGAAGAAACGUUGUUUUACUUUUAGCUGAGGCACGUUUUGCUUCUGUAUGUUUUUUA
This is a messenger RNA of Bolinopsis microptera, 918 nucleotides long. RefSeq lists its product as uncharacterized. Bases 82 to 831 code for a protein of 249 amino acids. The transcript has 3 exons. Lineage: Eukaryota; Metazoa; Ctenophora; Tentaculata; Lobata; Bolinopsidae. The record is from RefSeq and is a predicted model, not a curated record.